AUGAUCAAGAUGGAGACACCCGAAAUCGGCUCUUUAACAGCCCAAUCGCCUCAAGAGAGCCAGUUCGUCGGCUCCUCCAGCGGCGUCUUCUUCAUCAAGACCGUCCGGCAGGCCUUCUUCCCGUCAUCGGGAGAAUUCCCUCCUCCUGAGGACACACUCGUCGAAAGUCUCUGGACGCCUCAUUCGAGCACUCAUGAAGAGACACCGGUCUCACACUGGGAAUAUGACCCCUCCAUCGCCUGCGUCCUCGGCCAGUCGCCGCCGCAACAGUUGGCACGCGACCUCAUGAUGGUGUACUUCAAAGUCUGGCAUCCUCUGUUUCCAUUCCUUCACGGACCGACCUUUCUGCAUGCCAUGGAGUCUCUCUACGCCGAGAAGGACCCGAACCAGGCUCGCGAGAUAUCGCAGAACAAAAGCAACACCUCAUGGACUACAAUCUUCCAAUGCAUCUUUCACCUGGCUAGCCUGGUCCGUCAGGAUCUUCAACUUCCUGCGGAGUGUCGUAUCCAGUCCCCAAUCAGCACCAGCAUGCACUCUCUUCUGAGUCCUCUUACAGCGCGCCAUGAUCUCCUCUCACUACAGGCGCUGCUCGCCUCUCAACUUUACUUGGUAGCAACCAUGUCCCUGCGUACCGCGUCGACCGUCGGUGGCUGCAUGCUCCGAUCAAUGCUUCAUGCUGGCCUGCACCGUUGCCCAUUCCGGUACCGCGAACUCUCUGCCUCUUCGCAACACCGACACCUCCGCAAGCGCAUCUUCUGGUCUGCCUACGCGCUAGACCGAUACCUCAGCCAGGCACUCGGCCUUCCUCUCGGCGUCCAAGAUUCAGACAUCGACGUCUGCCCGCCAGGGAGUCCAGAAAUCCACAAACCGCUCCAACAUCUCCCUCUUCCGAACGCUUCAACGCCACAGCCAUCCGAAGCGGAAUCCGAGCAAAGCAAAAAGGAAACCCCCUUUGCCAGCUACGUCCAAUCGGGCAAACUAACCGGCGAAGCCCUUGAGCUCUUCCACAAAUCCAUCUUCGUCCGCUCCAUCUCGCAGACUUCGGUCCUCGUCCUGACGACCUCAGUUCACAAAUGGUGGAAUAGCCUCGACCUCCCUCCUUCUCCUCCCUCGCAACACUUACCAUCAUCAUCAUCAUCAUCAUCCUCACAUCAAAGCCCGACCUCCGUAACAUCAAUAGACUCAACCCCCUUCAACUACACUCCCUUCUUCACAAUCCUCUACCAACACCUCCUCUUACUACUCAACCGCCCCUCCCUCUCCCUCCCAAACUCAACCCCCGAAUUCGCCUCCGCGCUACAAUCCUGCAUCUCAGCUGCCCGUCACAUCCUCCUCGCACUGAAAGCGCAGCGAGACUCCCACCAAGCCCUCUUCUGGCCGGGGUUCCUGUCCGCCGCUUGGAUGGCGGGGCUGGUCCUUGCGUUUGCGUGUCAGCUGGGACAGUAUAGUCGGGCCAAGGGUUGUCAGGAAAUCUUAUCCUGCCUCGACUUCCUCCGGAUUAUGUCGACGCAGUGGGAACCGGCGAAACACUGCCAUCGCGCUCUCUCGUUGCUCCUGCGCGCCGUUUCGAAACCCGAUACUACGACCUCCGGCCCCUUCACCGCGUCUACUUCCGGUCCUAGAUCAGGACCGAUCGCCGGUAUGAGCACAGACACAGGCACAGCAAAAGCAGACACCGCUCCUCCAUCCGCAUCACGAACGGAUCCAGAUCCGAGUCUCACGAAUUCCUCAACUGUGUCUCUAUUAUCCCGGAACAGAACUAACUCGUCGCCAUCGAAUGCCCGCAAGAAGCGAAGACUAGAUGCCUCUUUAUCGUCUUCCUACCCGCAUCCAGCCGGUCCAUCUGGGUCAGGGUUCGGUCAUGUGAGUGAGCCGCCGACUCAAAUGAUAUCCGUAGAGGGGUCUUGCGAAGAUAAUCGCGGUCUUGGGGUGAAUGGGACUGAGAGUGAGGCCGCAUUCGGGUCUCAGCAGGAUUUGAACUGGGAUCAGACACUCGCUUUGGAUAUGAACAUGGUGGAUUUACUGCAAGAGGGGAACUUCGAUAGUUUGAUGGAUUUAUUUGGACAGCAGUAUCCGACCUUUUAG
Aspergillus calidoustus is the source of this 2085-nucleotide messenger RNA. NCBI's taxonomy places the organism in Eukaryota, Fungi, Ascomycota, Eurotiomycetes, Eurotiales, Aspergillaceae. The record is from the annotation of a GenBank genome assembly.